This is a messenger RNA of Rubroshorea leprosula, 1278 nucleotides long. NCBI's taxonomy places the organism in Eukaryota, Viridiplantae, Streptophyta, Magnoliopsida, Malvales, Dipterocarpaceae. The record is from the annotation of a GenBank genome assembly.
AAAGAAUUUGGAUAAGGAUCCACUAUUUUUUUUCCUUCUUUCUUUCUUCCUCAUCCCGUGUGCUUCUGCUCUUCCCGACCCCCCCUGCAGCCGAACAAGGAGCAAGCAAGCCGACAGCCAUGCCUUGAGGAAACCGGUAGGAAGCUUGGUAUUUUCCCCUUCCUUUCUUGUUCUAGAACCCAUAUAGAACCUAUAAAUCUCUCCCCCUCUGCUGAAAUUCCAGAUCUGCUCGGUUUCUCUCCCUCCCCUGUCCGUGAGCUGCAGCUGGUGAUGCGAAAUUCUGGGCUUUUUUCGGUAAGAACAACCAUGAUUUCAUCCUUUUAGCUUUGAUUUAAGUUGGAUUACUCUAAGUUCCUCUUGUUCCUUCAAUUUUGGGUGGUUCCCGUGAGUCCCCUGCAGCUUGCUGCUGGCUUCUUCUCCCCUGCCAGGUCCGGUUCUGCUGGCUGGAAAAUUAUGGUUCCUGAUCGUUCUGUCAAUUUAGCACUGAGAUCGAGUCUUCGGUUUUAUGUGAGUGAGGUAAGUAAAUUUAUGGUAAUGCCCGUACAGUUUUUAAAAGCAUGUUUUGACUUGUUUUUGAAGUGGUGGCGGAACUAAACCUAUUUUAUACAAAAGUAAGUAUGACUGAUUUGAAGUGAAAUUUUAUGCUUUUCAUUAAAUUGAGCAUGCAUACUUGAAAUUUAAUUGAUUGUCCCGAUGAUUUGAAAGUGAUUGGUGAAUUAUGAUUUUUCUGUUAACUUCUGCCUGUUUUGUCUCCGAUGUGGUGAUAUUAUUAAUGAUCCUGCUAGUGGGGGUUAAACGCUAGCACAUGUCGACAUGUUAUUGAUAGAACCGGUUCGUUCGAGUGACCGUGCUAGUGGGGGUUAUACAUUAGCAAAUAGUGUAGCCUGCCAGUGGGAGGUUUAUAACACUGGCCAUGAUCUAUAGAGGAGACGUCUAUUUCAUUCUCGUAUUGUAUCCGUUUUUCGUGCUUAUAUUUGUUGGCUUGCUAUAAGUUUAAUUAAGGGCUAUCCAUAUUUUAUUUAUUGAAUUUAUCUCAUAGUUUUUCCUUAUCCACCAUUUAAGGAAGCGAAACCGAGGAUGAGAAACCACGGGAAGUGACAAGUUAGAAGGCUAGCCAUUUCGAAAUUGAUAUAGAUUUUAGAUAUAGAUCAUGAUCUUGUAAACUAGAUUUUAAUUGGAGAUUUUAUAAUUUCAUUGAAUGGAUUGUUAGUUACAAUGGAUUUUACCUUGAGAUUUUGAGCUUAAGUGUUGGACAUAUAAUUAAUUUGAAAUAUCUGA